CCCAACUUCCCCAACUACCAGUGCCUUAUGCGUCCGUCGGUUCCAGCGUUUCUCCGUCAGCCCCCCGCCGAGCCCAUACAGCCAGGGUCGGAGCCAUGAACUCCGGGUCGGUGGACCUACUCUCCCCGGACGACUCGUUCCUGGUCCGUUCCUCCGUGGUCCGGCUCAGGCUCCGGGCGCAGGCGGAACUAGACCCGCUGCACAUACUGGACUUCUCGGACGGGUUCCUCAUCAAGUUCCUCCGGGCCCGGGACAUGGACGUGGAGCUGUCCCUGAAGCUGAUGCUGAACUACCAGCGCUGGAGGAGGGAGAGCCCUGAGAUCAGCGGCUGUCUGUCGCCGCGCUCCGUCUCCGCACUGCUCGACAACGGUUACCAUGGCGUCCUGCCGCUCAGAGACCACAGUGGCAGCAGGGUGCUGGUCUACAGGAUAUGUCGGUGGAAUCCUAAGGACUGGACGGCCAUCCAGGUGUUCAGGGUCAGCCUGAUGACAUCAGAGGUCAUCGCCAUGGAGACGGAGACCCAGCAGAGGGGGGUCAAGGUGAUCUUUGACCUGGAGGGUUGGAGCUUCAGUCACGCCCUCCAGAUUAACCCCUCCCUCGCCCGCAAGAUCUCCUCUGUACUCGUGGACUCAUUCCCUCUGAAGGUGAAGGCGAUCCACCUUAUCAACGAGCCGAUCUUCUUCGGGCCGGUCUUCGCGAUGCUCCGCCCCUUCCUGCCAGACAAGAUAAAAAAGAGGGUGCACAUGCACGGCUUCAACUACCACGACUCGCUGACGGACUUCUUCCCCACCUCCCUCCUCCCCCCGGAGUACGGGGGGGAGGGGCCGGGGCUGGAGGGGGUGUGUCAGCAAUGGGCCAAUCGGCUGCUCCAGUCCGAGCGGCUGCUCGAGCAGAUCGCCGCCCACCGCACGGGCGACGUCACCGCCGGCAACCAGAUCACGGGAGGAGAGGAGGAGGAGGAUGAGGAGGAGCCUCAGCAGGAGGAGCAGGAGGUGCACCAUCAGGAGGAGGUGCACUAGCAGGAGGAGGAGGAGGAGCCUCAGCAGGAGGAGCAGGAGGAGCCUCAGCAGGAGAAGGAGGAGCCUCAGCAGGAGGAGGAGGUGCACCAGCAGAAGGAGGUGCAUUAGCAGGAGGAGGAGGAGGAGGAGCCUCAGCAGGAGGAGGAGGAGCCUCAGCAGGAGAAGGAGGAGCAGGAGCAGGAGGCUGAAAGAAGGUCAUGAGUUAUGGUAUUGCGGCUCCACCCAAACACAAUGUGCAUCCUCUUGUUACUGUCGUGUCCCUGAGCUGAACUUCACUAACUGGUACUUCUCCAGUGAAGCCAGUUCAGACAGCCUGCAGAGCCCACUGCCCGCCCAGAUGCUCUGGACAUGAGGUCCCGCCUCUCUCCCCAAUCACUGCCCAGUAGAAGCAACUCAUUCCUGAGAUAAGAGGGGAGGGGUGUAGCACCUAGCACUUAACAUAGCCCUUAGCCCAUAGCAUAGCACAUAGUGUAGCAUGUGAUGUUUGUCAUUGGAACAGAUAUAUGUUGUGCUAAGGGGAAUCUGUUCUAAGGUGUGUGUGUCUGUGUGUGUGUGUGUGUGUGUGUGUGUGUGUGUGUGUGUGUGUGAUGGUCACCUAGUGUACUAUCCGUCCUAUUCAUAAUAUUAUCAAUAUUAAAUGUGAUAUUAAAUAUCAUUCUUAUAACAUUCUACUCUGUCCCUCUCCUCUUCUCUUCUCUUCUCUUCUCUUCUCUUCUCUUCUCUUCUCUUCUCUUCUCUUCUCUUCUCUUCCACUCUCCUCUCCUUCUCUCCUCUCCUCUCUUAUUCUGAACAGUUGGAGCCAUGGGUUAUUUAAACGUUUUAUUUUUUUUAAUUCAAGGUAUUUAAACUGUAUUUAACAGCCAGUAUUAUAGCAUUGAUUUUAGUGUUUUAACUGUUGACCAAAGGAAAAAUUGUGAAAUAUAUUACUGGGCGACCUACUUUUUUAUAAUAGUCUGUUUUAAAUAGUCUAUAUUCAGUGUUCAGUUGUGUGUGCCAUUGGACAUGAUUGAAGACAGUUUAGAAAGGUCACUUUGGCAUUUAAUAAAGAAGUAAUGUUGUA
Gadus macrocephalus (Pacific cod) is the source of this 2079-nucleotide messenger RNA. RefSeq names its product tocopherol (alpha) transfer protein (gene ttpa). Gene Ontology annotation, molecular function: phosphatidylinositol bisphosphate binding. Gene Ontology annotation, cellular component: membrane. Lineage: Eukaryota; Metazoa; Chordata; Actinopteri; Gadiformes; Gadidae. The record is from RefSeq and is a predicted model, not a curated record. The coding region runs from base 96 to 1019 and encodes 307 amino acids. The transcript is spliced from 5 exons.